Molecule: messenger RNA, 2436 nt
Organism: Marmota flaviventris (yellow-bellied marmot)
Lineage: Eukaryota; Metazoa; Chordata; Mammalia; Rodentia; Sciuridae
Gene: Slco4c1
Product: solute carrier organic anion transporter family member 4C1
Biological process (GO): sodium-independent organic anion transport; transmembrane transport
Cellular component (GO): basolateral plasma membrane
Molecular function (GO): protein binding
Source: RefSeq, a predicted model, not a curated record
GAGAACAGUUCACGACAAUGAAGGGAACCAAAGGCAUUGAGAACCCGGCUUUCAUUCCCUCCAGCCCAGACACCCCGCACCGCUUGUCUGCGUCGCCCUCCCAGGUGGAAGUCUCUGCUUUAUCCUCCGACACCCAGAGGGAGAGUUCUCAGCCACAGGAGUCUCCGGAGUCCCACAAGUCAUGGGGACCUCCUCUGCCUUCAUCAACUGCCCCGGCUUCCGAAGAGCGCCCCGGACCACAGUCGGAGUUUGAGGAGGGGCCUUGCGGAUGGAGCAACUUGCAUCCCCAGUGUCUCCAGCGCUGCAACACGCCACAAGGGUUUCUGAUUCACUACUGCCUGUUGGCCCUCACUCAAGGUGUUGUUGUAAAUGGCCUAGUAAAUAUCAGCAUAUCCACUAUUGAGAAGCGCUAUGAGAUGAAGAGUUCCCUGACUGGCCUGAUAUCAUCAAGCUACGAUAUUGCCUUCUGUUUAUUGUCAUUAUUUGUAUCAUUCUUUGGUGAAAGAGGACACAAGCCCAGAUGGCUUGCAUUUGCAUCCUUUAUGAUAGGACUGGGGGCACUUGUAUUUUCCUUGCCACAGUUUUUUAGUGGUCGAUAUCAACUGGGGUCCAUUUAUGAAGAUACUUGCUCAACAACAAGGAAUAGCACCAGUUGUACCUCAUCCAACUCUUCGCUUUCUAACUACUUGUAUGUCUUCAUCUUGGGGCAACUGUUGCUGGGGACUGGAGGGACCCCUCUCUACACCCUGGGAACAGCCUUUAUUGAUGAUUCUGUGCCCACUCACAAGUCUUCUCUCUAUAUAGGAAUCGGCUAUUCUAUGUCAAUCUUAGGCCCAGCCAUUGGCUAUGUUUUGGGAGGACAACUGUUAACCAUGUACAUUGAUGUUGCUAUGGGAGAAAGCUCUGGUAUCACUGAAGAUGAUCCACGAUGGUUGGGGGCUUGGUGGAUCGGAUUUCUCAUAUCUUGCUUCAUUGCUUGGUCUUUGAUAGUACCUUUCUCUUGCUUCCCAAAACAUUUACCAGGUACAGCAAAAAUUCAAGCUGGAAAAAUUUCCCAGACUCAUCAGAAUAAGAGUAGUUCCUUGCAACACACAGAUGAGAAUUUUGGAAAAAGUUUUAAAGAUUUCCCAGCUGCUCUGAAGAAUUUGAUGAGGAAUACUGUCUUUAUGUGUUUAGUUUUAUCAACUUCUUCAGAAGCCUUAGUUACUACUGGAUUUGCAACAUUUUUACCUAAAUUUAUAGAAAAUCAAUUUGGACUGUCAUCCAGCUUUGCAGCUACCCUUGGAGGAGCUGUUUUGAUUCCUGGAGCUGCUCUUGGUCAGAUUUUAGGAGGUGUUCUUGUUUCAAAGUUCAAAAUGACAUGUAAAAAUACAAUGAAAUUUGCAUUGUUCACAUCUGGAGUUGCACUUAUGCUGAGUCUUAUAUUUAUUUAUGCCAAAUGUGAAAAUGAGCCAUUUGCUGGUGUGUCUGAAUCAUAUAAUGGAACAGGAGAACUGGGAAAAUUGACAGCCCCUUGUAAUAGCAAUUGUAGCUGUUCACGAUCCUAUUAUUAUCCACUCUGUGGAAUAGAUGGAGUCCAGUAUUUUUCUCCAUGCUUUGCAGGUUGUUCAAAUUCUGUUUCAGAUAAGAAAACAAAGGUAUAUUACAACUGUUCCUGUAUUGAAAGGAAAGCAGAAAUAACACCUAUGGCAGAUAAUUUUGGUUUUGAAGCUAAAGCAGGAAAAUGUGAAACUCACUGUGCGAACUUGCCCAUAUUUCUUGGCAUUUUCUUUGUUGCAAUUAUUUUUACCUUUAUGGCUGGUACUCCAAUAACUGUGUCCAUAUUAAGGUGUGUUAAUCAAAAUCAACGAUCUCUAGCAUUAGGAAUACAGUUCAUGUUACUUCGAUUAUUAGGCACAAUACCUGGACCAAUUAUAUUUGGUGUCACGAUCGACAGCACAUGUAUUCUCUGGGAUAUUAAUCAAUGUGGAAUUAAAGGUGCUUGCUGGAUUUAUGAUAACAUAAAGAUGGCUCAUAUGCUAGUAGGUAUAGCUGUUACUUGUAAAGUUAUCACCAUUUUCUUCAAUGGAUUUGCAAUCUUUUUGUAUAAACCACCACCACUGAACACAGAUGUGUCAUUUCAAAAUCAGAAUGCAGUUGUGACAACGGUUGCAGUAGAAAGGGAUCUCAACAAAGCAGGAAAUGAAGGGUGAAGAGAAAAAGAUUAUUUGACAGUUGGAAAAUUGACCUCCAUUUCUAAGAACACAGUGCCACAGCAGCAUUAUCUACCGAGUAUAGUCAAUGGUAUUUUAAACACUGAUGGUUUAUAAUCACAUGUGUUUGUUGCAUAUGUAUGGACUCUUGAUUUUCAUACAAGAAACAGACCUGUGCCUUCAAAGCCAACCAAAGCCUCAAAACACACACAGGCUCACUUAUUUUUCACUGUCUAGGUAUGAA